AAUCGUGUUUCUUUUCUGCGAUAAUGUUUACCACACUGAUGUAUCGCACUGCAGCGGUCUCGAUGACCGUCUACAUAACCAAUCGAGUUGGAGUGUGGGGCAAGACGGAGGAGACGGACCACCUACUCCAACAGAUCACUAAUGGCCUACAACCAGUAUUUGGACUUCUGCGACGAACGCUGAAGCUUGAGGAGAGUGAUCUGAGCGUGGGUGAGCUAUCCCGGAAAUACUACAAUGAAGGAGUGAAGAGCACCUUCCGUAUCAUUCGAAACAUACCCAACUAUUCUGAGGAUCUGGCCGACGGAGCCAAGGUCACAUGUCUGGAUUUGGUGGAAAAGGCCAAGGAAUUGCGCCACAAAGAGUAUUCAACAUGGUGGAAUACUUCCGCCAAUAAGGAGCAACUGAAUUUUGAUUCACCAGAUUCUGGAGCUGGCGAUGGAUCUUCCGAGGACUUAGUCCCUUUUGAGAAACCAAAAUCCGUUGACAACUUUGCGGGGGAAGGAGGAAAUGGGGCUCUUGAACAGAGGGUUUAAGCAUUGCUCUAUAAACAAGAAAAAUUAACCUUACUCUCUCCAAAAUCUUAUUGUUAAAUCCUUGAGUAAGGUCCAUGUAUCAUGCUAGAAUCCCCAAUGCCCUGCAAAAGUCCAAUAAAAGGAUU
Molecule: messenger RNA, 658 nt
Organism: Drosophila mauritiana
Lineage: Eukaryota; Metazoa; Arthropoda; Insecta; Diptera; Drosophilidae
Product: MICOS complex subunit MIC13 homolog QIL1
Exons: 2
Coding region: 24-533 (169 amino acids)
Biological process (GO): cristae formation
Cellular component (GO): mitochondrial crista junction; MICOS complex
Source: RefSeq, a predicted model, not a curated record